AUGAAAAUAGGGGAGGGGAGAGGUGACGCGAGGGCCGCUGAAAAUGCUUCUGGCGAUGAUGGCGUCGUCGUCGCUGCUUUCCUCCACGUAUCUCCCCCCCGGCGCCACCUCGUUCCACCGGGGGGCCUUCGGGGGGAGGACGCGGGGGUGCCGGCCUUCCGUCGCUCUCUUUCCUCUUCCCUACGUGGGCCGGGAGCGGCGGUGGGGGAUGGCCCCCGUGGCUCCUCGGGCCGACGCCUCCGAGGGUCGUCCUUCCGCGGUCAGUGGUUCCUUCCUCUCUCUCCUCUGCUCAAUUUAUCUCCAUCUCUGGGCGAGGGAAUCUCUGUGGAGAGCUAGCGCCGUGGACGGAGGCGCUGCAGGCUACGGCCGCUGCGAUAUUGAUUUGUGGAUAAUACGAUGGCGAUGUCCUUGUGGAUAAUGCGAUUUCCUUCCUGUCUGCCGGUAGAAAUAUCCUGAAGAAUGCCAGCGUGUCGUAUCCCGUGCUUCUCGAGGGUGUGCUCUGGCAUGUUCGUGGAAUGGAAGAACAUUGGGAACAUUGACGAUUCUACAGGCCAAACGUGGGUCGGCGAGAAAGCGUAGGUUGUGGAAAGGUUUUGCCCGAGCUGGAGACAAUUCUAUGAUUAGGAUACUGAGGGGGAUACGUUCCUGGGGAAGCCCAGCAGCUUAGGGGUGAGAUACGAGCGACUCGCCCCGGUUAGAGAGACAGAAAGGGCUCUUGAAUCUAGACCCCGGACGUGGAUGCCGCUUCCAGACUUCCUCGGGCUUAGGAGAGAGAGCCCACCCUGCAAAAGUUUCUUGGGAAGAGGAAAAAUAGUGAUCAGAACGAAAAGGAGCUUUCUUGAGACUUUUCAAGUCUUCCUGCAGAGAAGUCCCCUCCUUUUGUAGACAUGGAUGAAAUGGUGUAAUCCGACAUACAUCCAUGCAUCUCCCUCUGAUGUGCAUGCUCUCGGCGUCCCUUGUGAAUGGGAGAAUGAGAUUCAGCGUCGCUCGCCGGUUUGCACAGACUGUAUAAAAUUUUGACAUUUUCAAUACUUCCACACGAAUUUAAAAAAAAAUUAAAUCCAACGAGGCAAAGCCACAGAGUAGAAAUAUCAGACAAAAGUUGGCGUAAAGGAUAUGAAGGUUGAGAAAAUGAACGGCUUGCACACGUUCUUUAAUGCCCAGGGUCACCAAGAUUACCAUUAUGUAUGUCCACGGCGCAUUCGAUCUUAUAUGAGCAAGUUGGUGUAUGCCUGAGCAUGAUUUUGAUCAGUUGGAAGAGGGAACUGAAUGUCGAUUAUAACCUUGUGCAGGAGAUUCCUGGGCCUUGCAACAAUCCAUCAGCACCAAACUUAGUGCCACAGCGUGGGAUGCAGAUAUUGGAAAAUAUAAUUGCAGCCUUCCUCGUCUUUGUCCAAAUCUCGAUUCCACUUCCCCUGGCGGGAUUGGACUCGGGGUUUAUUUCUUCAUCAGAGGCUGUUCUUUAUUCACCAGAUACCAAAGUUCCAAGAAAUGGGGAGCUGGCUUUGAGGAGGGCAAUCCCAGCCAAUACAAACAUGAAGGCCAUUCAGGUCAGGCUUUUUCUUUCUUUGGCCCAGCAUCGCCGAGAAUGUCGGUUGUUCUGCUUCUGAUAGAACCAUGGCUCUGUGGUAUCUUUCUUCAGGAGUCUUUGGAGGACAUUUCGUACUUGUUGCGCAUUCCUCAGAGAAAGCCUUUUGGUACAAUGGAGGGCGACGUGAAGAAAGCUUUGAAGGUUCUGUCGACACCUUGUGGCACCUGCUUUGAUCAUUACACCCUUGGUGCUAUGCCUUUUGGUACAACUGAUUUACGCUUCACCUUAUUAAUGCAAGUAAUCUACAUCCCAUGGGUCUACACUAGUCCAGACUUAAACACCCCGAUGCAUAAAUCUUUUCAGCAUUGAUUUUGCAGUUUAAAUCUCCAAGAAUUUGCAGUUUUUACUUCUUUCUGCCUCUUGGAAUUUAUUUUUUUGACACACAUGAUCUCAUCUCCCAACUCAACGCAGCUGUAGACUGCCCAGUGAGAAUGCCUCCAAGAAUUUGACGUCGUUGGCUCUGUUUUUCUGGUUGAAUGAGCAUUGAGAAUACAUAUAUCGUUGAUUGUAACAUGCACCCUAUCGGGGCAUCCGGACUGAAAAAUGAUCUAGGGACCGAAAUUUUUUCCCUAAUCCUUGGCAAACAUUUCCAAUAACUUCCACCGGUCUGUAGGUUCAUGAAUAGCCUCGGAUGUUGGAUGCAUCAUUGCAGAGGACUGCAGAUGUCAUCGUUAGUUUUAGCAUAAACUAUCCAUUCUAUACAUCGGCUCACUGAAAAGAAGCCCACAAUCCAAGGUUUGGAUCAGGUUGACUUUUUAAUAGUGCUCAAGUUUCUCUGCUUAGGAAGCAGAUGGCGCCUGCUUUAGUGUAGACAAAGGUUACACGAAUGUGCAGUACAAACCAUCUUUCAUGAAAAUUGUACGUCCACUUCUUGUAGUCCUUUGUCAUACUGCUAGAUAUCUUGAGUCCCUCGCGCCAAUUAUAUUAUAUUGGUCGAGAUGCUCCUAAUGUACGCCAAACCUAUUCGUUAUUUUUUAGCUUUUCUCGGGUCCAAUUCAUUUUUUUUUUCAGUAUCUCCACUAAAUAGGGAUCAACUAUAAGUUGAAACCUAUUGGCAAUAUCCUAAAAUGACCCUUUUUCUAUAACUAUUUCUGUAAUUUAUUCCAAUGCCCAUGCCCUGACUGGAUCAUUUUCUUCCCAGAUUGCAACAGAUGAAAGGGCAUCCAUCUUGGCCGGUAUACCAGCCGACCUUCAGGAGAAAGGUUCGCUGUUAUAUGCAUCUCUGUUAGAUGGCAAGGUAUGCUAGAUUUCAGAAAUUCGCCACCUGUUAAAUUGUUUCAACAUAGCUUACACAUUAUUGGCUUAAUAAUCAAAGGAUCCAUUAUAUCGUAUUAUCAUCAAUCAAUUGUUUCGGUGGUUCUUGUUCCUUUUCACUGUUUGAAAUUAGGCCGAAGAAGAAGGACAAAAUCUUAAUUGUGUUUAGAUUCUUCAACCGAUCACAGAGAGGGCACCGAUGUACCUUCCAUCCAAACAAAUCUUCUGUUGAUCUAAUUGGGCAAAAUACUUGAGCAAAGCUGUCAAUGAGUGGAACAAUUUCACGGAAGACCAUUUUCCUAAGAUUCCAUGGUUGGCAAGUUUUUACAUAAUCACAUCACUUGUCUGGGGGUGAAUGGGUAGCUGAUAAGUUGUAAAGGCUUACCCUUAUGUUUUUUUUCUCCUAUUAAGUUAUAUUAUAGACUUGAGGAGCUCGCCUGUUAUGCUGGAGCCGCAUGGCCGGCAAUUUUGUUUUCUCAGGCAUUGAAAUAGUUGAUGUAUCGAAUUCAUGGUAUGUUUCGGAUCACAGAACACAUGAGAAACUGACUCUCUCCCUCGAAUCAUGAGAACGAGAACAUGGAAGGGCUCUUAGCAUAGAGUUGUGUAUGUGUAUAUAUAACCGUAAGCUAUCAGGUAUUCACCGCUCAUUACUAAAUGCAAGUUUCUGUGGUUUCAGGGGGGCUUGAAGGACCUGUUACAAUUUGUAAAAGAAAAGGACCCAGAUAAGGUUUCCGUCAGUCUUGCAUCUUCUCUGGACACUGUUGCAGAACUGGAGUUGGUACAGGUAAGUCUUGUUUAGCACGGAGGAUGCUGCCCCCCCCCAUGGCUGGUGGCCUCUUUGACUUAAUUGACAUGCGAGGAGUUUGGCUACCAGUUGGUUAUGUAGCCAUGGUGUUGCCUUCUUGCCAAAGGCAAAGUCGGAACCAUUAUCUCCCAUAGGUUUAUCUGCUGCUUAACCUCACAAGCUUUUUCUUUUAAUCUCCAUGAUUGUGGCAGGCUCCUGGUUUGUCUUUUCUGUUGCCUGAGCAGUAUCUGAGAUACCCCAGGUACGACCUUCUCUUUGGUUUGAUCAUUGUGGGCGUGGAAAGUUUCUACAGGUCGGCUUGAUUUGCAGCCGAUCAUGGUGCUCCCGUGUUCUCAUUCAUUCGAGCAGAUCUUCCUUGCUUGACCGCGCACCGCGGCGUUUUCCAGGCUCACGGGAAGAGGACUCGUCGAGUUCACCUUGGAGAAGGGCAAUGGCUCCACCUUCUUCCCCUCCACCGGCGGCGAACCCAAGAGCACGGCCACAGUCCAGGUUUGUCGGAGCCGUCAUCAUCGCCUCGUGCUCUCCCCGAGGUUCUCAUCUCUUGGAAUGGCGGCGGAUUGACGUGAUCAGUCGUUUUCUGCGUGGGGGAGCCUUUUUACUUUCAGGUGGUCAUCGAUGGGUAUUCCGCGCCGCUGACGGCGGGGAACUUCGCCAAGUUGGUCGUGGACGGCGCCUACGACGGGGUGCGGCUGAAGUGCGCCAGCCAGGCGAUUCUCUCCGACAAUGAGGCCGACGAUGGCCGCGGCUACAGCGUUCCCCUGGAGGUGAUGCCUUCCGGGCAGUUCGAGCCCCUCUACAAGACGAAGCUUAGCAUCCAGGUAACCCACCCACCCACACACCCACCGCAGAGCGGGUCGUUCGUGAUUGAUUGAUUGACCAGAUUGAUCUGAUUUGAUUUGAUUGAUUUGGUGAUGUUCCACCACCCUCUCGCCGGCGGCGUAGGACGGAGAGCUGCCGGUGCUGCCGCUGUCUGUGUACGGGGCGGUGGCGAUGGCGCACAACGCGGACUCGGACGAGUACUCGUCGCCGUCGCAGUUCUUCGUCUACCUCUACGACAAGAGAAACGUAAGAAAAACCGUCGUGCGAACUAAGCUCGCUCUGUGAUUUUCAUGGACCGCAGCGGCAGCGCCACUAAGCUAGGCUCAUCUUCCUCCUCCUGCAGUCGGGCCUGGGAGGGCUGUCCUUUGACGAAGGCCAGUUUUCCGUCUUUGGGUACGGUAUUUCUGAUAUCACCCCUCCAUGGAAACCUCUGUGUGUUAAGCGGGAGAGAGAGAGAGAGAGAGAGAGAGAGAGAGAGAGGAAAGAUUCCAUAUCGUCGUCGUCUCAUGGUUUUGGUGGGAAUCUUCGCAGAUACACGACGGCGGCGGGGAGGGAGGUGCUGGCGGAGAUAAAGACGGGAGACGUGAUACGGUCCGCGAAGCUGGUGCAAGGGCGGGACCGCCUGGUGCUCCCGAGUGAGAGCUGA
Molecule: messenger RNA, 5115 nt
Organism: Spirodela intermedia
Lineage: Eukaryota; Viridiplantae; Streptophyta; Magnoliopsida; Alismatales; Araceae
Source: the annotation of a GenBank genome assembly